AUGUGUCGGCAAAGUAAACACACAGAUAUGAGGUCGUCUGUGUUUUUCUACCUCACCUACACCCUUUGUCUGUGCUUGUCCCUGCUCUGUGUGCUGUUUGUGAUCUGCUGGAGCUCACUCUGGAGAGGGGGCUUCUCCUGGGACGGUUCUGCCCUGCAGUCCAACUGGCACCCCGUGCUCAUGGUGUCCGGGCUGGUCGUUCUCUAUGGAAAUGCGGCUGUCGUGUAUCGCGUGCCGUUCACCUGGAGGCAGAGGAAGUACACCUGGAAGCUGGUGCACGCCGGACUGAUGCUUUUGUCUCUGCUUCUGUCCGUCCUGGGCCUGUGCGCCGUGUUCGACUUCCACAGAGGCUUCCACAUCAACGACCUGUACUCUCUGCACAGCUGGGUGGGCAUCUGCACUGUAGCGCUGUUUGCAUUUCAGUGGAUCCUCGGCUUGGCUGGUUUCUUGUUCCCUUGUUCUUCGCUGUGGUUCCGACGCAACCUGAAACCUGUCCAUGUCUGGAUGGGGAAAGCAAUCUUGAUCCUCAGUCUGACCUCAUGUAUCAGUGGCAUCAAUGAGAAACUGCUGCUCGCGCUUAAUGGCAGCAGCGGUGAGCCGUACAGCUCGCUGCCUGUGGAAGCAAAGUUUGCGAAUUCCCUCGGCCUCCUCAUUGUGGCCUUUGGGUUGGUCGUCUUAGGAAUCUUAUCCAUAAACAAAUGGCAGAAGCCAGAAACAGAAGGUGAAGGAGUUCAUCUUCUGCUCAGUGAAGACAGCACAUGAAAAAUAAUGGCUGCACUGAAUGUGCCAUUAAGAGCUGCAGGUUUUCAUUCCAACCAAAUUAAAAUUGUAUUUAAUUUCACUGAUUAACAUUGACAGAGAAUAAGGAAACAGUGUUGUUCAGUGUUUUUGUUGAAUGUAUGAUAAAUAAUCUUUUUCUGUAAUUUGAAUUGAAUGACUGUAUUUAACAGUAAGUUUUGCAGGAUAGUAGAUGUAUUUUUAAUACUUGUUCUUUAAAGUUGCUUAUAAAGACCUAUUGUGUGUUAAAGCACCAUUUGAUGGACCCAUGUUCUUUUUCUUAUACAGAGUGAAGUUCUUAUUAUUUAAUAAAUAGUACAAGUUUA
This is a messenger RNA of Seriola aureovittata, 1103 nucleotides long. Its product is annotated as lysosomal membrane ascorbate-dependent ferrireductase CYB561A3-like. Lineage: Eukaryota; Metazoa; Chordata; Actinopteri; Carangiformes; Carangidae. Bases 1 to 762 code for a protein of 253 amino acids. The record is from RefSeq and is a predicted model, not a curated record. Gene Ontology annotation, cellular component: lysosomal membrane. Gene Ontology annotation, molecular function: oxidoreductase activity. The transcript is spliced from 5 exons.